This is a messenger RNA of Durusdinium trenchii, 2472 nucleotides long. NCBI's taxonomy places the organism in Eukaryota, Dinophyceae, Suessiales, Symbiodiniaceae. The record is from the annotation of a GenBank genome assembly.
AUGUCCGUGCUAAAGAAGCCUUUCGACUCCUACGAUGCGCAGCAGCAGCUUGGAACACUGGCAUUGAGCUACCUUGAGAUGCAUGGCCCACACUCAGAGGAGUUCUCCAGCGGUCGUGGAAACUUUUUGGUUGUGAGGUUUCAAGUGGACCUUGCUGAUAUGCGGUCUGACCUUGGCCUGGACGCAGCAGCUCCUGCUGAACAUGUGCAUGGGGUCUUGGUGUCCACGAUGACAUCCUUUCUGAAGCCAUCAGAGGUUUCCCUCUCUCGCUUUUUCUCUUGGAAUAUCCGCUUUGCUGGGUGGCGUAGAUUCUGGACUUUUCUCAGAAAGCUCUUGGAUUUUCGAGCCACGGUGAUGGGCAAGGUCGACAUUGAUCAGGAGAAUGAGGCCCCUUCUGAAAAUGCAGCUGCUGCAGCAGGGCAAAACGUGAACAGAAAAGACAAGCUUUUGGCGCUUCUUCGGGAAUUGCAAUCUCAGAAGGGCACGCUGGAUGUGGUUCAUGAGGUGCUGAGAGAUGUCCAAAUGAAGCAUUACGCGACGCAGAAACUUGAUUUGACAUCAGCCUUUUUCAAUCUUUCAGGAGUUGUCACCCUAUACUAUAUUCGGUCAUGUUUGAACUGUUUCUUCCCCUUCAACAGUCACAUGAUGAGGAUAUACUACUCCCAGGUGGCAAUGCGUGAAGAGCAUUUGGCGCUGCAGGCUGACACCAAGACUCGAGAGGGCAACCGGGCAGUGCAAGCCUCAUGGGCGGCUGGAGGGUGGGCUUCGUGUGUGGGUAAAACCCUCGCAUUCCUCUCAGAUAGCGCUGCGAUGGAGCGGUUGGGCUUCUUUGAUGAAGAGGCUUUCACUGACUGCGACACCUACUUCGCCUUGAUUGUGGCUGCUGCCUCGCAGCGAGCGUGGAACAUGUCCCUGUGGUCGCAACUUGCACCAUACCAGUGGGCCUCUGUGCUUCAUGAAGAUCUCGAAAUGGCACAGCAAGGUCUGGAAAGAAUGAAGGCGGACUCUGACGUUGUCCAGCAGGCAUGGCGCGCUGUCGAACACCCCGCUGCAGACGUGGAGGUGGAUAGCGUUUUUGCUCACAUUUUCUUUUGCUUCGACACCCUGGUGAGCACAAAGGAGUGCUUGGAGGAUGUUCUGGGAUCGUUGAAGUCGCUUGCCAAGAACAGCAAUUCCAAUCCUUUCAAAGCUGCCUCUCCUGAGCGAUUGUUCCUUCAAAACGUGCUCUCUGUGCGUUGGGACCCUACAGAAUUUCCACUUCUAAGAGUCCAGCCUGGAGAUAUGGGAAGCAAGUCUUUCUAUGAGACGAGCACGGCAAGACAGACUGUUUUCUUGCCGAGAAAGUUCAAGAGCAACCCAUGCAAGGUUGUGGAGCAAGUGCAUGAGGCGGUGAAGGCAGAAUCUUCAGGCUUGCUGACAGAGCCGAUGGCAGGCCAGCAGUCUCACGUGCAGGCCGUGAAGCCUGCGGGGCAAGAGGCUGAUUGGAGGAGCGUGGCUGCUAUCACAGCACUGAGAUGUUUGGCCAGCACUUCCUUUGUUGACGCAUCAGCCGUUUGGUGCACUGCUGCGUUGGAACGUGGCAAAUUGUUCCAAGAGAAGCUUGCUGAUGAUUGCUUGGGGAAAGUCUACCUGUCUUUGGGGUUCCACUUCUCAGCAGCGAUUCUAUGGGAGGUCGAGGAGGUCCAGCCUGAACUGUAUCAACUUGCAGCAGAUGGUUUGACGGCAGGAUCUAGCAAUGCGCGGGUUCGCUACGUUUGCCUUACUACAAUGACCGUGGAUGGGAGAGAGGAAGCUUUUGAGGGGAUUCCUGUUGACAUCUGUCCGCCGUUGGCCCACGGUCACAAAAACCUCGGCAUUUUGCUGCGUCGAUCUGGCGCCAACCUCCCUCUCAGUAAGUUCUUUCUGCUGCAUGGUAGCCUUCAGAAUGUUGAUGACAAGAUGACCUUGAUCCAGUCUCUGUUUCCAGAGAUGACUGAGGAAGAGCAGGAAAAACUUUUGUUGAGAUUGCUAGACACUACAACUCGCAAAGGGCUGCUCAGCAACAAGACACUGCAUAGUGUCUUUGAGGUCUUAGACCGUGGGGACGAGGACAUGAAACUUUUUGCUGACUUGCAGCGACAAGUCGCUGAUGUUUGGCGCACUGAAUAUGUGAUUUCCCGUGUCGGAAGGGCAAAGGCUGCUGCUGAAGCUAUGACCCCAGUGUUGAUCAAGCAGCUAAAGCCACCAGGCCCUAAGGUAUACCUUGCAUGGCAAGUUUCCAUGAGUUGCUUUGAAGGGUACUACCCUAGGCCUGCGCUUGAGAAAGUGGCAGGAAAGGGAGGUGCUCAAAACAGAAGAAAAACCCAUUUUUCGACAAGCCGAACUUAUGGUGGAGCAAGGACUUCCAACCGCACUCAAGAGGCAGCUUUGCAGCUGGUUGUUCAGUUUUUGUGGGGCCACCACAAGAAGCAAGGCGGCGAUCCUUGCCAGUGA